This is a messenger RNA of Beta vulgaris subsp. vulgaris (sugar beet), 1402 nucleotides long. Its product is annotated as gamma carbonic anhydrase 1, mitochondrial. The record is from RefSeq and is a predicted model, not a curated record. The transcript has 5 exons. NCBI's taxonomy places the organism in Eukaryota, Viridiplantae, Streptophyta, Magnoliopsida, Caryophyllales, Amaranthaceae. Bases 137 to 904 code for a protein of 255 amino acids.
UGUAAAAUGUAAAGUGUGUUAAUGUCUUGAUCAAUCUUUGCUCACUAUCUUUCUCUCUCCUCUCAGUUUUCCACAGAACCCUAACUCUCACUUUCUCUCUCCUAAUUCGAGAAAGAAGCAAAGAAAAGAGGUGAAAAUGGGGACAUUGGGAAGAGCUAUAUACACAGUAGGGUUCUGGGUCAGAGAGUCUGGUCAAGCUCUUGAUCGUCUUGGUUGUCGUCUACAGGGCAACUACUUCUUCCAGGAACAAUUGUCUCGGCAUCGGACUCUCAUGAAUGUUUUUGACAAGAAGCCUAUGGUUGAUAAGGAGGCAUUUGUUGCACCAAGCGCAUCUAUCAUUGGAGAUGUUCGUAUUGGUCAUCGUUCCUCAAUCUGGUAUGGAUGCAUUUUAAGAGGUGAUGUGAACUUUAUUAGUAUUGGGUCUGGGACAAAUAUUCAAGACAAUUCUCUUGUUCAUGUGGCAAAAUCCAACCUAUCUGGGAAAGUAUUGCCAACUAUUAUCGGGGACAAUGUUACUGUGGGUCAUAGUGCGGUAUUACAUGGAUGCACUGUUGAGGAUGAGGCAUUUAUUGGUACGGGUGCUACUUUGCUCGAUGGUGUUCUAGUUGAGAAGCAUGGCAUGGUUGCAGCUGGAUCUCUUGUACGACAGAACACAAGGAUCCCUUGUGGGGAGGUUUGGGCUGGGAAUCCUGCAAAAUUUUUGAGGAACCUCACAGAAGAAGAGAUGGCUUUUAUUUCUCUGUCAGCCAGUAACUAUUCUAAUCUAGCACAGGUUCAUGCUGCCGAAAACGCCAAGAGCUUUGAUGAGACUGAAUUUCAAAAGGUGCUUCGCAAGAGAUACACUCCUAAAGAUGAGGAAUACAACUCAGCAGAGCUUGUUAUUUCUGACAACACUACCAGAUAAAUCUGCACCUAUGGCUUUCUACUUGGGCACCCCUCCUAGGCUUGCUACCAUUUUGGAAUAUGUUGCAGGUGAUUUUGUUGGUUUUCCUCCGUCUGUGGUGAUGGUCACUUUACCUUUUAUGAUAGUAUAAACACGUUGGCUAAUUUAAAGGCUAGGACACAACGAGCCAUUGUGGCCUUCGCCUAUCAGUCUUGCACACCUCAGAAUCUUGGGAACUUAGUUGAUAAUACUGCCAGUCUGAAUGUAGGUGUCAAAUUAUCAUAAAUUGCCCUUUCCAGCUGCCUAUGUUUUCAUAAGUGGCAGAAGAAACCUGGUGCGGGUUUGAGUUAAGCAAUUGGUUUAUUUUGAUUUUAGCUCUCUUCAUUGAGAGGCAGGGAAAAGUUUGAAAAGUGUAGUAAUGGAGAAAGUUGAAAUUCAUCUAGCUUGCUAGUUGCUAAAUGUGAAUCUCGCUGAGUGGAUAUUUUAAUAUAUUAUACUACCCUAUGGGCAUUUGCUGAA